Molecule: messenger RNA, 882 nt
Organism: Perkinsus marinus ATCC 50983
Lineage: Eukaryota; Perkinsozoa; Perkinsida; Perkinsidae
Exons: 1
Coding region: 1-882 (293 amino acids)
Molecular function (GO): RNA binding
Source: RefSeq, a predicted model, not a curated record
AUGGCUCGCCCUAUUCUCAUCGAUGUUGGAAUGGCCGAACAGCUUACAGCAUUCGGGUUGCAGCAAGGUAUCAAAAGCAUACCAUCUCGCUCGACGAGGAAGCGAAAAGCCAGAGCCAAGCUAGCUGCGAGAGUGAGAGAUGAGCGCUUCAAAGCUGGACCAUUUUGGUUCAAGCUGCUCAUUUCUGAAGCAACCGCCGGCGUCAUCAUGGGUCACGGUGGCUCGACGCUCAUCAGUCUGGAGAAAGAGACCUUGACGGCUAUCAAGCUAUCUCCCUAUGGGUCAUAUUUCGCCAAUUCUAACCUACGGGUGCUUAUCGUAGCUGCUCCCAGUUUGGAGGCGAUGAAGACUGUCGUUAUGAAGAUCGUCCACGACUACAUACUGGCUGACACUGCCGUCCAGUCGGUUUACGUAUGUCUUGGCAGUCCUACAGCUAUAGAGCUAGCCCAAGCUGCUGACCCCAACAUGUCAAGUGAUGAACCUGUGUUGCAGCAUGGAGAAGAAGCAGUUAUAGAGGUUUCUAUAGCAACUCAUGGUGCUGAUAGGAGUUUUACCUCCCUCGCUUGUGCGUCUAUCGCUGUAGCUAUACAAACUGAUCGCUCACACUUGGCCAAUACCGUAAGGCUCGUAUAUGACCCUUUGGCUAUCCUUCGAGGAGAUAUUGAUGCCAUGGUGGAUGCUCACUUCUGUAAUAUUGUUUUCGAGUGCAGCAACGCUUUACCACCAGCGUUGUUCACAUGGCUUUCGAAGAACUGCCAUGUGGAGGUCGGUAUCGAACCAGUCCUUUCGGGUGAGAAUGAUACUCGUUUGGUCUGUAUCCAGGGCACUUUGGAUGGUGUCCAUUCAGCACUACGCGCUAUUGUACUCAUGUCUUCUAUUUGA